AUGAUCAGAAAUGGAGCAGCAGCAGCAUCCCGCGAGCGCCUGCAACGGCCUCGCCAGCAGCCCCAGCAACGCUUGCCAUCCCCGGAUAGUGAUUCGGAUGGUGGUGCACCCGCACCAUUUGUGCCACGCUUUCGAGAUAUUGACUUUGAGAGGCCAAGAACUGCCCCCAACGUACCAGCAAGCCUGGCAAAGCUAAGUCCCCAAAGACGAAGAAACUCUCUCAUGAAAGCGCCCCCUGUAUCUUUCCGGAAACCCAGAACGGACUCUACCUAUUCAAACAAGACGCCCUUGAUCAGCUCGAAACGCCUGUCUGGCACGUCCCUGCACAAUAAUCUGCAAGCGCCAUCCGCCCCCUUCUCUCGUGCUCGAACCAAUUCUCUGCUCACCAUGAACACGGGCAAGGGCUAUGUUGACCUGAUAGAUGCGCAGUCGCAGUAUGUGCCUCUGCAUUUCCAGACAAGGAUCAAGGCCGAAGGAGCAAGAGACUACGGCGAGGAUGUUGCCGACAGAAACCUCGGCGAGAACGGCUUCGAUUUGACCUCACCACAGGCCCAAGCCUUUUAUGCGCUGACAGGAACCAAUCCGUGCGAGCCACCAGACAGCUACCCUCCACCCAUCUGGACAAGCACCUUUGGUGACAAUGGACGACCUUUCCAGCCACAAGCGCCGUACAAUUACCCUCGAAGCACCACUAGACGCUCAUCUCACCAUGACUUGGUCAAUCCGCUCCUCCAGAAUCCCCCCUUUCCAUCCUCGUCAGAGUAUUCAAGUACAAACGAGCUCUCCACUUCAAGACUCAGCCUCCACAUGUCACAGCCCAACCGUGUGGAUAGGCGGCAGUCUCUAAGCUCAUACAUUCCCACUGCUCCGACAUCGCCCUAUACAGAAACGGCACCAAGACCCAAGAGCAUGCACAAACCAACGCGAAGUGCCAACCAGCUUGUGAGCAAGGAACAGCGUUCGAGUUUCCGCUCGUCGACAAGCAGCGGCCUGGGCAUUUAUUCUCAUCUGUUGCCGCAAAUGCAGCCUGAACCACCAGCUCUGUCUGCGCCAUUUGCACGAGACUCGGUCAUGCUGGCGAAGACGAAUUAUUCUCUGCCGGGCAGCUCGAAGACGAGCAGAAAGACGCACCGUCGCAGGAUGGACGACAUGCGCUAUUCUACCCACGAGGAUGUGUUUCAACAUGUCGACUAUGCAGGGGAUCGAGACGAAUAUCCCAGGCCCAGUGAUGCCUCGCUCUUUGUCUCACCGCUGCGGUUGAACAAAUCCCAAAACCACAAGACCGAUGACGGAUACGAUUCACCAGAUGAAAGCGACGACUGGGUUGAUCAUUAUGAGCUUCCAACCGCCGCCAACCCCCCGGUGUCCCUGCCUCAAUCCAAGCAAACCGUCCGCCCCCGGGGGAAAAGCAUUGAGGGCGCUUACCAGCGAGCGAAAAGCCUUGGCCCUCUUCAUGGACGCAUCAGGCUCGACGAAAUUUAUGAGCACAUCCCGGUCCGAACCAGUAGCCUCAACCAAUGGUCGGUAUCGUCAAACACGCCCACAAUAUCCAGCACAAGCUCGAUACGCUACACGAGACCAAUGUCUCGUCACACGCCGAACACGUCUAUUGACCUGCCCAUCAUAUCACCGAAGAACGUGAGCCGCAGUGUCGUGUCUCGUGGCAGCAAUCCUGACGACGUGAGCUCGUACCACACGGCCCUCAACAGUACGGCGCACACGCCGAUCAUAUCGCCAGUGCGGGUCGACGCCAACUUUAACAUUGACGACCAAAUUUCUUCGGACGAUGACGUCGAUGCCGAUUCAUUCAUCAGCCGGAAGGAAGACAUGGGCGAGCGCGAACAGGGCCUCCUGUUCCGAAAUACGGGGUACGGAGGUGACGGACUCCAGCUCCCUGGUCUACUCGACAGCAUCCCCGCGCGCCGCCCGUUCCGCAGGCCGUGCACCCAAUGCGCCACUCCCGCAGUGCGCCGCUCGCGUCUGACUGACAUCAGCAGCGGUCGGAGACUGACGCUUGGUGCGAACAACUAUGAGCAGGGACACACCGCAGACAACGCCGUCCAUGACGAGAUGCCAGAAAUGCCAGACGAGCAGCAGGCGAGUCUGCCACGAGAAGACUUGGCGUCGGGACGACUAGGGAUGAAGAGGAUUUCCGCCUUGGGGGGCCAUACACCAGGAGGAGAGCGUGCCGAAAGUCAUCGGCUCGCCGAUUGUGGAGGAAAAGGAGUUUGGGGGACAUGGUCAGGCAUGGGAUAA
This is a messenger RNA of Verticillium alfalfae VaMs.102, 2256 nucleotides long. RefSeq lists its product as hypothetical. The record is from RefSeq and is a predicted model, not a curated record. The transcript is spliced from 3 exons. NCBI's taxonomy places the organism in Eukaryota, Fungi, Ascomycota, Sordariomycetes, Glomerellales, Plectosphaerellaceae. The coding region runs from base 1 to 2256 and encodes 751 amino acids.